AUACGCUCUAGGAUCACCGUGUGCAAACGCCUGAAACUCAAAUGCGACCGACGAACACCAUGUAGUUCUUGUAUAAAGCGCGAUACCGUACAACGGUGCGUCUACUCUCAAGCGGCUGCAGAAAAGAUCGACGUCCAGUCACUACACAACCGCGUCCUCCAGCUCGAGAGCGUCAUCGCAAAAAUA
Molecule: messenger RNA, 186 nt
Organism: Laetiporus sulphureus 93-53
Lineage: Eukaryota; Fungi; Basidiomycota; Agaricomycetes; Polyporales; Laetiporaceae
Exons: 2
Biological process (GO): regulation of DNA-templated transcription
Molecular function (GO): DNA-binding transcription factor activity, RNA polymerase II-specific; zinc ion binding
Source: RefSeq, a predicted model, not a curated record